Molecule: messenger RNA, 2743 nt
Organism: Python bivittatus (Burmese python)
Lineage: Eukaryota; Metazoa; Chordata; Lepidosauria; Squamata; Pythonidae
Source: RefSeq, a predicted model, not a curated record
GCCCCUUCUGUUGUAGUUUGAGCCAAACUAGCUUCGGAAUCACAGCUGAAUUUCCGGUGAAGUUAGAUUGGCUGGAAAGGAUCGGCCGAGAAUCGCUGGAGUUGACCCAGAACAUCCAGGCAGACUCACCCAUCCGUUCCAGCCCCCACUCCAGAAGACCCUGAGUGAGAAGAACUAGGAGAACCUGAUUAGCCGAGUCUCUGCUUGCAGAUUAUCAUGCUUUCUUCGGGCCAUAAAACUUAAUUUCUGACCAGGCUCUACUCAGUUUCUCUACAUUCUUGUAAGGUAGUGAAAAAAAAAAAGCUAGGGCGUGUUUUUAUUUCCAGGUUAUUUUGUCAGUGCAAAGAAAGAUCUUCUCCAAAGCACGUGGUCUUCUCCUUUCAUACUUAUCUUCCACCUGCAAGCUGUUCUGCACAGCUUCUGAAGAAAAGGGGCAACUUCUUACGUGUUUUUUAAGCACCUUCUUGGGUUUUGAAUUGUAUUGGAUGAACAGAUUCCCCGGCAACAAGGGUUAGGGUUCUGCUUCUCUGUUCCUCUAAACCCCCAUUGAUUCUUCUAUGGGGCAGAAGCUCCCUGCUCCUGCCUCUGGUGCAUGAGAAGCAUAGGAAGAAUCCCAACAGCCGCGCUCUGUUGGAUGGUCAAAUUGGGGUGCAAAUCAGAGUCCUGCAUUUUAGAGAAGAUGUUAGACUUUCAUUUUUUACCAUGUUUAAUCUCGGGGAGAUGGGAUGAUUACAUUUUCAUUUUCAUCCAUCCAUUGGAAUUUGGAUAGAUAUGGAAUGUUUGGAAUUGCCAGGAAAAAUCAGUCACAAUUCAUUAAUGCAUAAAGUCCCUUUCCUUUUAUUUAUUUAUCCUCUAUUAAACCCCAGAUUUCUGACAACUGUUUCUACAGUUUGUUCUCCACUUGCCUUAUAAUCUUUUCCAAUUUAUUGUCCUUGGAUUGUCUCACUUGACUCUCUUCAAGGCCUCCAGGACAUUGCUGGCCUGCUUUCCAUGAACAGCACGUUUCAGGCCCGCCUGCAAACGUCAUGUACUGUAAAUGGGUUGUGCCAUUUCAUGGAAAUGAGGAAUGAAGCAGGUCAAAAACUGAGGAAACUUGUGGGGUAAGAGAAUGACGAGUCUUCUCCAGACUGAAGGACAAGAAGCAGAAGCCAGGAAUAGAGGGACCGGACUGAGAUCUUGUUCUCGACGGGCCCUGACUGCGCGGAGGUGAUCCGCAUGGAAGACAGGGUGACCUCGCUCAGCCUCAGCUCCGAUCAGCUGCAGCUGCUGAGUUGCUCUCGGGACAACGCCCUCCGCCUCAUCGACUUGCGGGUGUUCGCCGUCCGGCAGGUGUUCAGGGCGGACGGAUUCAGGUGUGGGUCCGAUGGGACCAAGGCUGUGUUGAGCCCUGAUAAAAGGUACACCUUGGUUGGAUCUGUAGAUGGCACCAUUUUCCUCUGGAACACGAGGACUGGAAAGCUGGAAACCCGCCUGGCAGGAGUGCACCGGUCUUCCGUGAAUGCUGUGGCUUGGUGUCCCUUUGGGAUCCGCAUCGGGAGCGUGGACCAGUGCCGGAAAGUUGUGCUGUGGAGGUAGCAGAGGAGAAGACACGAGCUCUGUGCCUCUGUCCCUUUCUUAGACCUGCCCGCUUGUGCCUUUUGAUGUGGGUUGCUGGAUCUGAGAACGAGGACAGGCUGAUGGGGCUGAGAAGGUGGUCUUCCUUGUGCUCAGGCGGCCCCAGAUUUCUGUCUUCUUUCUUCCUUGCUAUGGGCGAAGGAUGCGAGAUGGGAAGCCUCGUCUUUGGAGAGGCCUCCAACUCUCAGCAGGUCUGCAAAGCAGAUGACGGGACCCUGCAAGGACUGAGAAAGAGCCGAGAGGUAUUUCCAAGAGUUCAGUAAAUGCUCCAUCAGUGGCAGCCCUUUGAGGUAGGCCAGCUCAGGAAUCAGACACUGCAAGGACUCCUGGAACUCUGAUGGUUGGGGCGCUUGUACCAGAAAUCUGAAAGCCUGCCAGAGUUUCCCUGGGCCCCCUGUGCAGAAUCAAGCAGGGUUAUUUUGAGUCUCUUUCUUGCACUCUCUCCUUUCCCAGGGCUGAGACGUUGUUUACUAUCUCUUUUAUCUGCUAGCGGCUCUUACCUUCCUUCACCAACAUCAUCUCUCCUUUUCUCGACCUCUGGGGACAAUCCAGUGCCUUGAGAGGGCUUUUGCCGGGAAUUUUGGAUUCCUCCAUAUACAGUGGCAGUGUCCUGAAUGACCAUGGCUGCUGGGAGAAGCUGAGACAGGAAGGUGAGCACCGUCCUGUUCUGCUUGGCCUCCUUCCGUGGCAGCUGGUUAUCCGCCGUGGGAAGGAAACGCCCGGCCCACACGCAUCUUUGAUCCAAGUUCCUGGGGCAAAGACGGACAGGACAGGCGUGUCCCUGGUCCCCCAGCAAGGCCAAUGUUGCAUUCCGUGAUAGAGAGCGAGACUGGGGUGUUCGCAGGGUGUGGUGGAAAAAGUCAAGAUGGCAGCCAUGACCCGGCCAUUGCCACUCUGGCCUUUGUUUUGGCAGAAAAACAGGCAGAGCUUCAGACCCACAUUCAAAGUGGGCUGCUUCUCUUCACCGCAUUUCCCUGUUCUCUUCCGGUCUGGCCUUUGCCCUUUUUGGCCACUGCACUGGUCUGCUCUCCAAGCAAAUCAGCUGGAGGACUGCCCCUUUCACUCCAGCUGGCCUCCUCCUCCUCCUCUCUUUUCCUUCUCCUCUUCCUUCUUCUAUUUCUCCUCCUCC